Rubroshorea leprosula is the source of this 1616-nucleotide messenger RNA. Lineage: Eukaryota; Viridiplantae; Streptophyta; Magnoliopsida; Malvales; Dipterocarpaceae. The record is from the annotation of a GenBank genome assembly.
UGUAACGCCUAAUUUUCCAUUGUUUGAUUCUCUUGCUUCUUCUAUUUUCUCCGAUUCAAAAUGCGUGAAAUCCUUCACAUCCAGGGAGGCCAGUGUGGCAACCAGAUCGGUGCCAAGUUCUGGGAGGUGGUCUGUGCCGAGCACGGCAUUGACUCCACCGGGAGGUACGAUGGGGACUCCGACCUGCAGCUUGAACGGAUCAACGUGUACUACAACGAGGCCAGCUGCGGCAGGUUCGUUCCCAGGGCGGUCCUCAUGGAUCUUGAGCCUGGUACCAUGGAUAGUGUCAGGUCUGGUCCUUAUGGUCAGAUCUUUAGGCCGGAUAACUUUGUUUUUGGUCAAUCUGGUGCCGGAAACAACUGGGCUAAAGGCCACUACACGGAGGGUGCAGAGCUGAUUGACUCUGUCCUUGAUGUUGUCCGCAAAGAAUCAGAGAAUUGUGAUUGCUUGCAAGGGUUUCAGGUGUGCCAUUCGCUUGGUGGUGGAACUGGGUCUGGCAUGGGAACCCUUCUGAUUUCCAAAAUCAGGGAGGAGUACCCAGAUCGGAUGAUGCUCACGUUCUCCGUUUUCCCCUCCCCGAAGGUCUCCGACACGGUGGUGGAGCCGUACAAUGCUACUUUAUCUGUUCAUCAGCUUGUUGAAAAUGCAGAUGAGUGUAUGGUUCUUGACAAUGAAGCUCUCUAUGAUAUCUGCUUCCGCACCCUCAAGCUCACCACUCCAAGCUUUGGUGAUUUGAACCAUUUGAUUUCUGCUACAAUGUCCGGAGUCACAUGCUGUUUGAGAUUUCCGGGUCAGCUGAACUCUGACCUCCGCAAACUUGCCGUGAAUCUGAUCCCCUUCCCUAGGCUUCACUUCUUCAUGGUUGGUUUUGCUCCUCUCACCUCCCGUGGGUCGCAGCAGUACAGAGCCCUGACCGUCCCCGAGCUCACCCAGCAAAUGUGGGACGCCAAGAACAUGAUGUGCGCUGCAGAUCCCCGUCAUGGACGCUAUCUCACGGCCUCAGCCAUGUUCAGAGGCAAAAUGAGCACCAAGGAAGUGGAUGAACAGAUGCUCAAUGUCCAGAACAAGAACUCUUCCUACUUUGUUGAGUGGAUCCCCAACAAUGUCAAAUCAACCGUGUGUGACAUCCCUCCCAAUGGCCUGAAAAUGGCAUCAACCUUCAUUGGAAACUCGACUUCAAUCCAGGAAAUGUUCCGACGUGUGAGCGAGCAGUUCACCGCCAUGUUCAGGAGGAAAGCUUUCUUGCACUGGUACACAGGCGAAGGUAUGGAUGAGAUGGAGUUCACUGAGGCUGAAAGCAACAUGAAUGAUCUGGUUUCAGAGUAUCAGCAGUACCAGGAUGCCACGGCGGAUGAGGAGGAGGACUAUGAGGAGGAAGAGGAGUACCAACAUGAUGAGUGAUUGUUCAUGAAUGUAAAACAAUGAUGCAAUUCCCGGUUGCCAGUCUCUGGCAAGGGAAGGGAUUUAUCUGGGUUGCUGUAGGCCAAUAUGAAUAUUAGUUAUGUGAAAAAUGUUUUCUUUUCUGUUGUUCCCAAUCUGAAAACAUGAGACCCUCGGCUAAAUGGAAUUUGAUCGAGAGUAACAUCUUUAGGAGCAAACAAAUUACAAAUAAUUUU